AUGAGCAGGAGACUAUCAGCCGGCUCCGGGGAGAUUGAGCCUGACACCCCACUACGCUACGCUUCACCCUUCCUCGUGUCGCCUUCCAAGGCGAACACUCUUCUCGAGGAGUCGGACGGCGAGAAGUCAGACGGCACGGAGUUGGCCCUCUUGGGUGAUAACACCUGCUCGUGCUCCCCAGCAAAAGGCGGGGUCAAAUUCAAGAUUCCCAAGGCGAAAGCAGACACUUACUUUGUCUGGUCUUCAAAUAAUCCCCCACCCGACUUUGAGACCAUAGCCAACGCCCGCGGCAAAGCAUAUUGCGCCUCGAUAAAGCUCAAGGAGCCGCCCUCGUCAACAACACCUCCCCCUAUCCAUCGUGGUUCCGUUGUCGCCAAGGCAGAGGAUUGCCUCGCACAACUUGAGGACGACAAGCCUGCAGAGAAGGACCAUCCUAGGUCCUCAGACGAAGAGACUGUACGACACAGCGAAGAUUCUCAACCUUCCAUACCAAAGUCUCAAGGUGACAACAUCCACGUCAACAGCAUCCACAACGACGACGACCACUGUAACGAAACAUCAAUCGUCGAAAUUAUUCGGGUCCUACUUCUCACGUUCAGCACCGUCGUUAGGGGAACAUCUCGUCUUGCGCUCUUCUCAAUCUUGGUACCUCUUUCCUUUGUGAAGCGCACGGGCCUGUUAGUUCUUUGCGCUUUGUUUGAGGUUGCCAAACUUUGGCUCUUGUUCGCAAGCCAGUGCCACAACACACUGCUCCUCAUCACAAAGAAACUGACCCUCAUAGCAAAGAUCCAAUGCAUCAAGGGUCUUACUUGGGCUCUACAACUGCUGAUAUGGAGCAAAACAUCCAAAGCAGCACUCCGAAGAGACGAGGGUCCCGCUGCCACUGAGGACAAAGGAAAAGCAAUGGACCACGACGUGGACCCUUCAACCGAAGCUCCGGAGCCUACUCCGACACGUGAAGAAGCACCGACACCGCUUCCGAACAAUCCCCGGUUUGUUUCAACGGCAAUGUCUUCGGCGUAUUGGGCUGGGCGCUUUUCGUCUCUCCAUGACCGGUUCCACAGCGAGUUACUAACACCUCGUAAUCUCAAUCUGAUUAUUGAGGCACAUACAUUCUGUUCCACGAUCUCUAGUGAUCUGAACAACUCGACAUCAACCCCCGUGCCCCCUACAGCAUCGGCAUUCAAUAAUCCUUCUACCUCCGUAUACGCUUCUAGCCGGAUCGUGCCCACCCGCGAUCUCAACAGCUACACACCUGCAAAGAGGCACUCAAAUGCCGACCAACUCGGACUUAAGACGACUGAUCAUAGACACAUACCUCACUAUAUAAGAUGCAUACCCCAUUCAGCCACCACCGAUGCUAUCCUGCAGACCUCAAGAAAGUCUAGCACCUACGUCAGUGAACGGAAUCCUGCAGUAUACAAGACAGUGCAGCACGAGGAGAUAUCCCAUCCAAAGGCUUCUUCUCCUUCAAUGAUACCUACUCGCGUCAUCCCCAGGUCUGAAUCUUCAAGGAUUCUUCCCCGGCGGCCUCUGCCGGAACCUCCCGUAUCCGAAUCUUCAAGGGUCCUACCCCGACGCCCCCUGCCAGAACUUCCAGUCUCUGAAUCUUCGGGUAUCAUUUACAUUCGCCCACCAACCAGCCACAAUAAUAACAACUAUCCGUCGACGAACUUCAGAAUGAAGAACACCGACCGCCCGAACAGGAUUAUGAGCGAAUCCCAGGCCAAGGCACAGAAGGAAAGGGAAGCCAUGCUUCGAAGAGUAACGGUUGCGGAUGCGACUGCUCUUACGGAUGACGACAACAGAUGUCGUCGCGUCUUCCUUCACCUCGAGGCAUGCUGUCUCACCGAUGAGGCACGCAACUCGCUGUAUGCUUGGCAACAGGACUAUGCGAGAAAGACACAGCGAGAGGUGCUGCUCCCAAAGGGUGGUACCAUGCAUGACCCGCGUAGCUUCAGAAACAGUGUCUUUGGCAGGAGUUUGUUUGGGAGUCGCCGGAGCAUGGGGUCCUUGCCUUCUGGUUCUAGCGGAGGUAUCAUCACGACUGGCCUCAAUGUGGACCUUGGACAACCUCAAAGUGAGGUUCGGCCCUCGAAAACGGAGCGGUCACUGCUUCAGGUGCCGAGAAGAGUGUUUACCCACGGAAGAUCAGCCAGUAUGAAAGUUGACAGCUUGGAGCCGAGUUCGUAUGGCCAUCGACUUGAGCGACAUGGUACUGUUCGCGGAGUUAACGCAGACCACGAGGUCAGGAAGGGACGGUAUCAACAUCGUAUGAGCCUUGCGUGA
Messenger RNA from Neurospora tetraspora, 2289 nucleotides. RefSeq lists its product as uncharacterized. The transcript has 3 exons. The record is from RefSeq and is a predicted model, not a curated record. The coding region runs from base 1 to 2289 and encodes 762 amino acids. Lineage: Eukaryota; Fungi; Ascomycota; Sordariomycetes; Sordariales; Sordariaceae.